Ilyonectria robusta is the source of this 849-nucleotide messenger RNA. RefSeq lists its product as uncharacterized. Lineage: Eukaryota; Fungi; Ascomycota; Sordariomycetes; Hypocreales; Nectriaceae. Bases 1 to 819 code for a protein of 272 amino acids. The record is from RefSeq and is a predicted model, not a curated record. The transcript is spliced from 3 exons.
AUGGCCAUACACGACUUGGAGGCAUUGCAGCAGCAUGUCACUGCGGCACCAGUCCUGAGACGAGAUGCAAAGCCGUCUGAGGCACAGAUUUGCGGCUACUUCAACCAAAACGAGAGGACAUCUACCUGCAGCACUCCUUUAGGGGGAAAAUCUUGGGGCUGCUGUGAUACGGCCGUUUGUUAUGUUCCUGCGACAUGCGAGGAUGGAGGGGCGGCAUACUGUGAGGGGACUCCAAGCUCCAGCACCUACGGAGCGUCUUCACGCUGUGUCGCAUUUGUCCGUCAGACAGCAAGUGAUGACCCGUCCAAGUUAACGUCCUGGGGCUGUCAACCGACAACCACAACAUACAUCAUCGACCCACCGGUGGCUGCUAGAACCAAUGCUGCCGUCUCUGGAACAACCGCUGCAACGGUUGCUUCGACCACAUCUUCGGCUACCAUUUCUAAUGGUUCUGGUGGUGGAGGCAAAUCGGCCUCAUCAGGACUUUCAACGGACGGUAAAAUCAUCCUUGGAGUUCUUCUCCCCGUACUAGGAAUUGCUGCCUUGGUAGGAUUGUUUUUCUAUCUCCGUCGAAGGAAUCGAGCAAAGCCAGACGGUGAAGCGCGCUGGCAGCAGCCUCGGGAUAGAGGGGAUACCAGUGUGAUAGCUGAGCCAAAACCUCCUGCCUCGACAACAGGAGAAGUGCACGAGGUGGAAAAUGGUGAGCGUCCUGCUGAACUGCAUGGAAAUGAGACUGCGGUUAAUGCCAACCCUCUUAACGAAACACCACGGGUCGAUCCAAAAAGAACGGUGUAUGAGAUGGGAGUUAAUGAGCGCUAGUUUUUGCUGAUAAUCUACAGAAGAUCUAAU